CUGUCUUUCCUCCUUUUUAACUCUACGUGAUAAACUCUUUCCCCUCCGAAAUCUCAAAUAAAAAAAAAAAAUCCCAAUUUCCCCAUAGAAAUUUCACAUUUCUUAAAUAUUUAAUCAGAUAUUCUUUCCUUUUUUUUCAUUUAAAAAAAAUUGGGAAAUUGUAAUUAGUUUUUGAUUUGGGAUGGCGAUGUUGUUGGAAGAUAUUGUACAAUCGGUGGAGAUGUGGUUGAAGCUGAUAAAGAAACCCCAACCUUACGGUGACCCGAAUUUGGACCCGGUUUUAUUAGUUCCGGGUAUCGCCGGCUCGAUUUUGAAUGCCGUGGAUGAUCAGAACGGUAAAGAAGAACGGGUAUGGGUCCGGAUUCUCGGUGCCGAUUAUAAGUUCCGGACCAAGCUCUGGUCUCGUUUUGAUCCUUCUACUGGUAAAACUGAAUCUUUAGAUCCAAAUGCAACUAUUAGAGUCCCUGAAGAAAGAUAUGGCCUGGGCGCCAUUGAUGUAUUGGACCCUGAUAUGAUCGUCGGACGUGACUGUGUUUGUUAUUUUCACGAUAUGAUUGUUGAAAUGCUCAAAUGGGGUUUCCAAGAAGGGAAAACGCUCUUUGGGUUUGGUUAUGAUUUUCGCCAAAGUAACAGGUUGCAAGAAACAAUGGAUCGGCUGGCAGCAAAAUUAGAGUCGGUAUACGAAGCUUCAGGAGGGAAGAAGAUAAAUGUCAUAAGUCACUCGAUGGGCGGCCUUUUGGUAAAAUGUUUCAUGGGCCUUCACAGCGAUGUUUUUCAGAAAUACGUGAAGAAUUGGAUUGCAAUUGCUGCACCAUUCCGGGGUGCACCUGGAUAUAUUGCUUCUACCUUUUUAAACGGAAUGUCAUUUGUUGAUGGGUGGGAACAGAACUUUUUCAUUUCGAAAUGGAGCAUGCAUCAAUUGCUUAUUGAGUGCCCAUCGAUAUACGAGUUAAUGGCUUGUCCACAUUUCCAUUGGCAACAUAUUCCACUUCUUGAGAUAUGGAGGGAGAAAGAAGGUUGUGAUGGAUAUCCUCGAACUAUUCUAGAAUCUUAUCGUCCGGGAAAUUGCAUUGAUAUUUUCAAGGAAGCUCUUUCUGGCAACACGGUCGAUUAUAACGGAGAGAUGAUUCCAUUACCUUUUAAUUUGGAAAUCUUGAAAUGGGUUAAAGAGACUCAAAAGGUGUUGUCUCACGCUAAGGUUCCUUCCGGAGUUAAAUUCUACAAUAUAUACGGGAUCAAUCUUGAGACACCACACAGCGUUUGCUACGGAAGUGAGGAGGCACCGGUCACGAAUAUACAGGACUUACGGUUUUUUCAGCCCAAAUAUAUAUGCGUUGAUGGUGAUGGAACAGUUCCGGCUGAAUCAGCUAAGGCAGAUGGACUCCAUGCAGAAGCAAGGGUUGCAGUCCCCGGUGAGCACCGGGGAAUUCUUUGUGAACCUCACGUCUUCCGAAUCCUCAAGCACUGGUUGAGGGCUGGUGAACCGGACCCUUUCUACAACCCAAUAAACGAUUUUGUUAUUUUACCGACAGCAUUCGAGAUGGAAAGUCACCAUGAGAAAGGCUUACAAGUUACUUCACUCAAAGAGGAAUGGGAGAUUGUCACCAAAGAUCAAGACGAUCUCGAUGACACAGUUAGUAGUAGAAAACCACUCGUCAGUUCGAUUUCUGUUUCACAAGGGGGAAGUAAUAAACACUCCUUGAGGUCCGAAGCUCAUGCAACCGUCAUUGUUCAUCCACAAAACGAGGGUAAGCAACAUGUCGAGCUAAAUGCCAUAAGUGUGUCCGUUGAUGCAUAGAGAUCAGACUCCAUGAAAGCGAAUUUCUCUGUAACUCUUGUAUAUAUAUUUAAGUGUUCAUGACCUUGAACAAUGAACAUGGUGUGUCCUUCAAUGGUGUAAAAUUGUUUAAAUGCGUUUGUAAUUGUAAGUAUCCAUGUUAUAUAAUUAUAAUGAUAAUAAUUUGCUUAAUA
Messenger RNA from Gossypium raimondii (Peruvian cotton), 1971 nucleotides. Its product is annotated as lecithin-cholesterol acyltransferase-like 4. NCBI's taxonomy places the organism in Eukaryota, Viridiplantae, Streptophyta, Magnoliopsida, Malvales, Malvaceae. The transcript is spliced from 11 exons. Gene Ontology annotation, molecular function: glycerophospholipase activity. Gene Ontology annotation, biological process: lipid metabolic process. The record is from RefSeq and is a predicted model, not a curated record. The coding region runs from base 182 to 1798 and encodes 538 amino acids.